Dreissena polymorpha is the source of this 972-nucleotide messenger RNA. Its product is annotated as apolipophorin-like. The transcript is spliced from 3 exons. NCBI's taxonomy places the organism in Eukaryota, Metazoa, Mollusca, Bivalvia, Myida, Dreissenidae. Bases 6 to 566 code for a protein of 186 amino acids. The record is from RefSeq and is a predicted model, not a curated record.
UAAACAUGAUACCAGACACCUUACCAUCUGUACGCUUGCCAGAAGUACCAUCUGAGUGGCUCCCACCUUUCUCAGGUGUGGCCACGAUCUCAAAAGGUCAACGCAUUACGACUUUUGAUGGAUUCAUUUACGACCUGGAAGAUAAGUGCACGUUUGUUUUGGCUCGUGAUUUCAACAACAACAACUUCACCAGUGUCCUAAGCAACGAGGGAGACACAACUCUAAAUCUGAUAACCAGAACUCAUUCAAUAUCAGUAAAUGUGCUUGGCCAGGUUGUUGAUGGCGAUCAAAAAGUCACGAUUCCUGCGACGAUCGGUGACCUUAGCAUUCAGGAAUUAAACGGCAUCAUCAACAUCGUCAACGGGGAGCACUUUAACAUUGUCUACGACACGUCUGUUGACCAUAUCACGGUCAAGAUAAGUGGCUGGUAUUUCGGAAAGGUCGCAGGAUUACUUGGUAUCUAUGACAACGAGCCCUCUAACGAGCUGGUGACAUCUUUUAACAAGAUAAUUGACAACAGUUCUCGAUUUGCGAAGACAUGGACUGUGUCUGCUGCAUCUUGUUAAGCUUAUAACAAGUAUUGACAUUAAAGUGUUGCUUAAAGAAACGGUAUAUGAACAUUCAGACCUGCAAGAAUAAAAAACCCAGAUAUAUGAGUGCUUUAAAAAGAACAAUCAAAUCUGUUUGAUCUUAUAUAAUUAUGUUAUUAUGAUUCUAAUCUUUUGAAAUAACAUGCGCACUAUGAUAUAAAUAACGUUUGUAUGAUUUAUUUAAAUUGUGUUUAUUGUGUUUUUAUAUAAAACUUAUGUUUUACUAUUGUCUUAUAUAUAUUUUAUUUCUCGUACUUCAAUUCAACUAAUAAUAAAUAUGUUAAAUCAUGAUUAUUCAAUGUGCCAAAAUGAAAUUAUUUAACAGUGUGAUAAUUUAUGAUAUUAAAAUUCACUUUACAAUAAAUUUAUAUGUACCUUUAAA